CUUUUUCUCCAUUUUUCAUCUCUCUUCGCUGCUUUACUUAGGGUUUUGCGCCCAUUCGAUCUGAAAAUUCUUUGAUAAUUGCUCAAAACUAUGCUUCUAAAUCAAUUUAUGCAUUUCAUAGGUUCCUCUUUCAACAAUUCUACCUAUUCUCAUUCUAAUCCAUCUAAGUUUGUAUCUAGCUAGUCUGAAAUCGCUAUCUGAAGUUUUUGCUUUUUUUUUUCAUCUUCUCAAGAUUGUCGAAAUGUACUAAAUUUUAUUUUCGUAGAAGUAACUAUUCUUGGGACAUUUUAAUGUAGGUUCUAUUUUUCUUAUUGAUUAGUAAGCAGCAGUUUUUGUAGAUGUUUACCGAUGAAAUUUGUAUGCUUAUUUGUAAUUUUAGGGCCACAAUUUUAGUUCGUGUACACUUGUGGAGAGAAUUUCUUACUUGAUUAUGUAUGGUCCUUUCAAGUCCAUAAAAUAUAUAUUUAAAAACAGAAAACUAAAUGUUUUUCUAUCUGAUUAACAUUUUGAAAUUUAAAAUUUAGCCUCAGAUAGAUUUAGUGAUUUACUCUAUACUAUUGGCAUUGUUGGAUUUGAAACAUUGUCUAUACAUGGCAAUAUUAUUCGUGUAUCAGUUGUUUAAUAGCAGGUGAUUGCAUCCUUUGAUGAUAAACGAGAAGAUUUUUUUGGAGAGCAAUAUCAUUUAGCUGAAGUCGAUGGACAUGAUUCUGAUGAUUCUAAGCAAAAUAAUAGUGAUAUGACUGUGUUUGUACAAAACCUUCUUCAGCAAAUGCAAACCAGAUUUCAAGCUAUGUCUGAGAGCAUUGUUACUAAGAUUGAUGAGAUGGGAAACCGCAUUGAUGUACUCGAACAGAGCAUCAAGGAACUGAAAGCAGAAAUGGAACCCGAGGAUUCUCCCUCACCAGCGCCAUCAUCUAACUCUAAGCCAGAUGAGGGCAAACCAGACGAAACUACUGAAUAAUGUAUUAAUGUCUAUUAUGUUGCCUACCUCUUAGCUCCUCAUAUUUAGAGAUCUAUAUUUAGAAGCUUUUUCUCAUUUGUGCUUCACUGGAGGUUUACUGCAUUGAGAUAAUAGAUGAACCGCAUAUAGUUGUUGAUACUUUUUCUUGACUUGCAUUUGAGUGAGAAUGUGGCAGUGCUGGCGUUUGUUUACGACAACGGAGUUAGCAAACAUUGUUGAUAUUUUUAAUCCCUGAUAAUUGGAGUAUAUGCUAUGGCUUUCAGUAGCUUUUUUUGUCUUGAAUAUUUAGGCAUGUGAAGUUAGCGAAGAUGCUCUUGCAUCGGCUAAAGUCAUACCAGUUUUAUUUUCGUCUUCUCCUUAUGUUCUAGUCAAACUACUCAAAUUGGUGUAUUCUGCAAACAUAAACCGUAAUGAAGUUUAUAGCAGACUAGUCACAGUUGGUACUUGUAGAAGAAAUUCAUUGUAUUAAAAUUCGACUUUUCAGAAGACGUUGGGAGCUCAACGAAACAAUCCAUGAGAAUGAUGGUGGUUGUUAGUUACCUUUUUGCAUCCUAAUUAGUUAUAAUUAGUUUCUUUGUCUUUUUAAGUUUGCUAUUGAAAGUGACAUUAACUUUUAUAAUGUCAUAGAAAAUGUCAUU
Messenger RNA from Amaranthus tricolor (Joseph's coat), 1599 nucleotides. RefSeq names its product heat shock factor-binding protein-like. Gene Ontology annotation, cellular component: nucleus; cytosol. The transcript has 5 exons. The coding region runs from base 737 to 961 and encodes 74 amino acids. Gene Ontology annotation, biological process: cellular heat acclimation. Gene Ontology annotation, molecular function: transcription corepressor activity. NCBI's taxonomy places the organism in Eukaryota, Viridiplantae, Streptophyta, Magnoliopsida, Caryophyllales, Amaranthaceae. The record is from RefSeq and is a predicted model, not a curated record.